Messenger RNA from Cutaneotrichosporon cavernicola, 1590 nucleotides. RefSeq lists its product as uncharacterized. The transcript has 3 exons. The coding region runs from base 1 to 1590 and encodes 529 amino acids. The record is from RefSeq and is a predicted model, not a curated record. NCBI's taxonomy places the organism in Eukaryota, Fungi, Basidiomycota, Tremellomycetes, Trichosporonales, Trichosporonaceae.
AUGCGGCCCCUUUCCUCCUCAUCACUGUGGAAGCGCGCACCAAGCGCUGGCUCGCUGCUCAUCGGUGUGCUUGUUGGACUGCUCGUUGCGUCACUUUUGAGGCAAGGAGAGCGCACCCCGCCACAAUGGCAACCCGGCGGCGGUAGCAGCUUGUACCCCAACGCUGUGACUGGCGGUCGGAUUGGCAAGAUCACUUCGUUGCCGAACAUGGACCAGCGUCUGCGCAUCCUCAAGCUCCUGGGCACGAUUAGCGCGAAGCACACGCGCGAGUGCACGCGCAACCCGCAGAGGCUAUACGUCGAGCAGGCCAAGGAGCGGUACCAACAGUUGAUCGGACACAAGACGGGCUGGCGGUCUGGUGGCGGACUCUUUGGGCUGCUUGGCGGUGGCGCGUCCACCAAAGACCGUGAGCAGCUCAAGCUUGACGACUCGCGAUUCACUCGGCGUGACGUGCUCGCGCGCAACCUCAUGUCUCUGCAGGGGCCAGACGACCACAAGUACUUCUUCGCAAUCAACCUGUACGAGUCGUUUGACAUUAUCCCGGAUCUGUUCUCAACAUUGUUCAAGGCGGCGGCCAUUCUGGGCUACCACAACGUCAUGGUGUCAAUCUACGAGAACGGAUCCAAGGACCAGACGAAAGCGUUACUCCGACUGUUCGACGCACUGUGCCGUUCUGUCGGGAUGAACGUGAUUAUCCGUUCGUCUGCGCGUACCCGUGGCCAGUUCAACCACCGUAUCGAGUACCUCGCCGAGGUGCGCAACUCUGCCAUGGUGCCGCUCCACGAGCUCCGCGACCAGGGGGAGUACUACGACUCGAUCGUGUUCAUGAACGAUAUCCUGCCCUGCGUCGAUGACCUGCUCGAGCUCAUCUGGCAGAGCCGGAGGCAGAACGCCGGCAUCACCUGCGCCGCCGACUACAUGUACCACGACGAGAUCGGCUCGCCGGUCUUCUACGACAACUGGGUUGCCCGUGACCUGAAUGGCACGGCGCUGGAGAACGCUCCCUUCGAGCAGGUCUUCCGCCACUCGGAGAGCUCGCACCGCUUUCAGCGCCACCUGCCCGUCCAGGUCCAGAGCUGCUGGAACGGCGUGGCCGUCCUGGACCCAGCUCCGUUCUACGAGGCCAUGCCCGUCAAGUUCCGCAUGGCCGAGCUCACAGAAGACGAGUGCUCGGCGUCCGAGUGCUCGCUCAUCUGCAACGAUUACUGGGCCAUGGGGUACGGGCGCAUCAUCAUGGUGCCGCGCGUCAAGCUUGCAUAUGACAAGAAGGUAUACGACAUCAUCCACCCCGAGCGCCGCAACUUGACGGCUAUCCGUGGAUACAAGCGCCUUGGUGGGAUGCCCGACGACCCGCGCUCGGAUCCCCAGGACCGAAGCUGGUACGGCCCACACGACCGACUGUUUACUCCGGAAGAGGACCUCGAGUUGGACUUCAAGCCAGGACCCAAGUCAGUCUGGUGCUGGGGAUGGGACGGAGCUGGUGACCUUGACGGACCCGACGUCGACCCCAUCUGGGAGGACCAGGCGCCGCAGUCGUCUAAGCCCGAGGCUGUCAAGAUCAAGCACUACCGCAACCUCCGUGGCUACUAG